This is a messenger RNA of Debaryomyces hansenii CBS767, 213 nucleotides long. RefSeq names its product DEHA2B14762p. The transcript has a single exon. The record is from RefSeq and is a predicted model, not a curated record. Lineage: Eukaryota; Fungi; Ascomycota; Pichiomycetes; Serinales; Debaryomycetaceae. The coding region runs from base 1 to 213 and encodes 70 amino acids.
AUGGAGCAUGAUUCGGAUUUGCCCGACCGAGACCUGUUGAAGGGUUAUCUUGUAUCGAUGGCAUACAGUCUUCCGGUCAGGCAGGUAGUAAACGGUAGGGCUAGAAUGGCACGGCUAAUGCAUGCAUCAUCAGAUACUGAUCCGAGAAAAGGAAUUCGGAUUGCUCCACGGAUAAAGUCAUCAAUUCAGCCUGUCCCGGACAAGUACCGGUAA